UUUUGACACAUCUGGGUGUGGGAAAACUUUGAUAGAUACGCACACAAAGAAGCCCCUUUCGUCUUCCUAGCUCGUGAAUUUUUUUCCUUCAAUUUGUUGGCGGAAUUAACGGCGGUUUUUCGGUGGUGGUGCCACUGGUGUUUCCGGCGACAUGACAUAAAGUCUAAAGCGUUGCCGACCCAGGGUUCCACCUGAGAAGUGAGGACCUCCACCUCAUUCGCCGCGUUUUUUCCUUCUUCGAUCUCUGCAUCCCGCAGCUUGCUUUCAACGAUUUCAUCUUCUUUGUAACUCGUGUUUUUUAGGAAAGGUGUAGUUGAUGUGAUUGAUAGAAAUGUCUUUGAAGAGCAUUGUUCGUGAGAUGAAAGAUGGUAUAGGGAAUAUAUCAAGGAGGGGAACAGAAAGAAAGCAUUGGAGCAACAGAACCCGGUCACAUAUAGUCCCUGAUGUGGCCCUUUCUGAUCCAAUUGAACAAGGACAAUGGGCAAAUUUACCACCAGAACUUCUUUUGGAUAUCAUCCGCAGGGUUGAAGAGAGUGAGGCAUCAUGGCCUGCUCGAUCUGCCCUUCUCUUUUGUGCAUCUGUUUGCAAAUCAUGGAGGGAAAUUACCAAGGAGAUUGUUAAGACUCCUGAGGAAUGUGGUAGGCUUACCUUUCCCAUUUCACUGAAACAGCCGGGUCCCCGUGAAUCCCCAAUCCAGUGCUUUAUUAAACGGGACAGAGCUAAUUCAGUUUAUCGUCUCUACUUUGGCAUGACUCCAUCUGAGGAUGAGAGGGAUAAACUAUUGUUGUCUGCCAAAAAAAUCAGAAGGGCGACAAGCACAGACUUUGUGAUAUCAUUUGUUGCAGAUGAUUUUUCUCGAGCUAGCAAUAUGUAUGCCGGUAAACUGAGAUCUAACUUUCUUGGGACCAAGUUCUCCAUACAUGAUUGCCAACCUCCAAGUGAUGCAGCCAUUCAACAACCUGGUAGUCUCAGUCGGAGAUUUCACGCAAAACAAGUUUCUCCAAGAGUACCUGCGUGCAACUAUAGAGUAGCUACCAUUUCGUAUGAACUCAAUGUUCUUCGUACAAGAGGACCUAGGAGAAUGCAUUCUGCCAUGCACUCUAUCCCCUUGUCUUCAAUCCAGGAGGGUGGCAGUGCUCCAACACCUAAAUCAUUCCCACAAUCUUUUGAUGAGAAGUCAUUUUCUGGACCACUCGCAAUAGCAAAGGAGUCAACCAUGGAUAUCAGCUCCUCUGGCAUUUCAAGGUCAGCAGUGACGGCGACUUCUCAAGAGCUGCUUGUGCUAAAAAACAAGGCUCCUAGGUGGCAUGAACAAUUGCAGUGCUGGUGCUUAAAUUUUAAAGGCCGUGUUACGGUGGCUUCUGUGAAAAAUUUUCAGCUAGUGGCAGCAGUUGAUCCAUCUCACAAUAUACCAGUCGCUGAACAAGAAAAAGUAAUUUUACAGUUUGGAAAAAUUGGAAAAGACAUCUUCACCAUGGACUACCGCUAUCCACUUUCUGCUUUCCAAGCUUUUGCAAUCUGCUUGAGCAGCUUUGACACGAAACCAGCCUGUGAAUGAUUUCAUGCAGAUUGCAAAUCAAGAUAAGCUCCCUUUCUUCUCUUUGGUUGCUUCGUAAUGCUCCAAAUUCAUGUAGAAUCCCUGAGAAAGAAAGUUCUCAACGCAUGGCCCUUUGUAUAAAUGAGAAUAUUCGUUGUGCCAGUUUCUCCAAUAGCAUUCUCAUGUUUACUGUUUCUUUGUACUAAUAUUAUCCUUAAAUCUUUUAAAUUUGUUAA
Solanum stenotomum is the source of this 1773-nucleotide messenger RNA. RefSeq names its product tubby-like F-box protein 5. The record is from RefSeq and is a predicted model, not a curated record. The coding region runs from base 332 to 1558 and encodes 408 amino acids. NCBI's taxonomy places the organism in Eukaryota, Viridiplantae, Streptophyta, Magnoliopsida, Solanales, Solanaceae. Gene Ontology annotation, molecular function: protein binding. The transcript has 5 exons.